UUGGCGGGUGAAAACCCACAAAUGGUUUUGAUUGGUCAACGGGGGUAGCGUGAUCAUGCUGCACGCACAUGCGCAGAUCAUUUUCUUUCUGAUCCUCUGAGUCCGGAGGAAGGGCGGUCCUGUCGCUUCGGAUGUAUCUCCAAUCUGCGGGUAAAGUCGGCAACAAAGUUGUAGUCGAAGUAGCUGAGGAGGGUCGGAAAUGUCACCAAAUUGUCGCUAGGCGCUUUUUUGAAAAACAGUCGUUACGGGGGUCUGAAAAGUCGUUAUAAAUGGUGACAGAUUCGCUGAUCUGCUGCCCCCUUCUGGUUUUCAUGGGCUUCACAGGAGAAAAGGAGGUAAGUUUAAAAGCAAAAGGUGGGCUCGCGACCUCGCGUUUUCAGCAGGCUUCAGAACACGGAAGUGUGUCAUUCAUUACGCGCUAGCUUCUGAAGUAGAGAAAAUGACUGUAGUGAUAAUCAUCGCCAUUCUCCUCGCCUGCCUAACUACUUCUGGCUUUAACGAUCAUCUGAAGUUCACGGGUCAUGUGGGGGAGAACGUCACUCUGGCACUCCCACUGCCUUCCAGCGUGGUAGACUCCAUUUCACUGAAGAGAGAGAACUCCCCUAAGUUCGUCUUUUACUACAGAGAUGGGCACAAGACACACCGAGGAGACCAGGAUCCACAAUUCAUCGACCGAGUGAUCAGCAGCUGCCAGCCGACGAACAACACUGUCCUCGUGACCCUGCUGAAUGCGACCAAAAACGACUCUGGAGAGUACACUGUGAGGGUUACCUCUGGAGGAGAUAACUACAGAGAAAAUAUGACCCUGAUCAUUACAGACGCAGAACACUUUGGAGCAGUGGGAGUAACCGUUAUGGAGAUGAUGGAGAAAAUCGUGGUCGUGUUCGACGUCGUGCGCCUGGUCGUGUUCGCGGUCGUGGUGGUCCUGGUCGUGGUCGUGGUGAUGCAUAGAAGAAUAGGUGGUUAUGUCAGCAAGCUUUUCACAAGAAGAGCAUGCCGACCUGAGGAUCCUCAUCGACAGGGACCUUCUGUUUACCAACGGGUCUCCGGUUCUAAUCCGACUGUGUGA
Messenger RNA from Nothobranchius furzeri (turquoise killifish), 1069 nucleotides. RefSeq lists its product as uncharacterized. NCBI's taxonomy places the organism in Eukaryota, Metazoa, Chordata, Actinopteri, Cyprinodontiformes, Nothobranchiidae. The record is from RefSeq and is a predicted model, not a curated record.